Messenger RNA from Loa loa (African eye worm), 460 nucleotides. RefSeq lists its product as hypothetical. Lineage: Eukaryota; Metazoa; Nematoda; Chromadorea; Rhabditida; Onchocercidae. The coding region runs from base 19 to 297 and encodes 92 amino acids. The transcript has 2 exons. The record is from RefSeq and is a predicted model, not a curated record.
UUUCAGAGAGUGCGGAAAAUGUAUUGUUUGCAAUGGCUAAUUCCCGUACUGCUUAUACCCAAGCAUUGGCUUCAUCCAACAUUUAUCAUUGAUCAAGCUCUCUUCAUGUGGUUUUAUGUUAUCGGAUUUUUUAUGGAAAGAAGGCCAUGCUAUAUCUGCUCCAUAAUAUUCUUCACGGCCGUUGGACUGUUAUGUUGGAGUGAUAGUGAUUCUUGCAUAUUUUGGCCUUCCUGUGAUACUGUUUUCAACGGAGAAAUGUGUGCAUAUGUUCGUGAGAAAAGGCAGUGGCUUUCGUAAAGCAAAAAAUUGAAGCAAAGAGUCGCUUUUUUGUCUUGUUCGUUACUUUUUUGACGGGUACUUUUACUGCCGAUUGAAGCACGUGAAUGUUUUGUUUCAUGCAUUUCAAAAUCACGAAACUAAACACUACUUUGACAGUACCUAUCAUCAGAUAAAAUUCAUA